This is a messenger RNA of Trichobilharzia szidati, 394 nucleotides long. The record is from the annotation of a GenBank genome assembly. Lineage: Eukaryota; Metazoa; Platyhelminthes; Trematoda; Strigeidida; Schistosomatidae.
GCGUCACAAUUAGAAAAUGAUGUUCAACGUUUACAAAAGCUAUUGGCUCGAUCAGUACGUAAUUGUCCUUGGUGUGUUGAUCUAUGGCAACGAUAUGCAUUAGUAACUGAAGCUGUAAUCCUUGACAGGAUUUCAUUGAAAGGCAACACCAAUGGAUCAGAACACGAAUCUAUUUCACAAGAGUCUAAUAUCUUUAAAGAGGUUGAUGGUAUCUAUGAAACAGCUUUAAGCGCUGGUUUUACAGAUCCGAAUGAUGUGCUUAAAAUUUGGCGUAGUUAUUGUGAUCAUCAUGUACGCAGGCUUUGUUCAUUGGAAAAGAAUUCUUUAUCUAGAGAGCAUCGAUUAGCAUUGCUUCGUGCAACAUUCGGUCGAGCUAUUGAAUACUGUUUUGAAU